Molecule: messenger RNA, 2648 nt
Organism: Cladocopium goreaui
Lineage: Eukaryota; Dinophyceae; Suessiales; Symbiodiniaceae
Source: the annotation of a GenBank genome assembly
UGUGUUUGCGAAAUAAUUUCUCGAAGGUUUCGGGCCGGAAUCAUUUCCAUUUGAUUUAGAAGGAUAUUUUGAACAUAGCUGAAGUUUGGGAGUCAGCAGCUAGACAGCCUGCAAGACCUUUUUGAGUUUCCGGCUCUUCCUGUAUAUCAGCUGUACCAUCUCAAUUUUCGGCAUCGAGUGUUUAAGACAUGUGUAAAUUUAUUGGUUCAAGUAGCAUUUAGUGCAAGAUCUUUCGCCAUGAAUGCCUUGAAUUUCCAACUGCUUUGCAAGCCUGAGUUUUUGCCACUCCCCGCAUAGUUGGAUAGUGUAUGUGGUCUAGCUAUGUCUAGCUUCCGGCGCACCAGCUUUCGCAGAUCUUUCACAACAUUGCCAUGUGGCCAGCUCCUUGGAGUCAGGCGUGGCCAGUGGCGCAGCUACUCCCCCUGAUUCAUUCACCGGCUGUCAGCAAGACGAGCUACAAGACUAUUACUUCAGACUGAAGCGAAGAUUUGGCCGGAGAUCAAUUCACAGCUUUGACUUGGGCGGAAAAGGGUUGCAAGAAUCAGACAUGUGAUAGAAAUUGUAGCGUUUUUUGCCCGAGUUCUACCAUGACACAGCAGAUUCAGAACCAAAUCCGGCCCCUCAGUUUUCGCAUGUUGUGCUCAGCGUCUCAAGGUUGAAGCGCUAGUGAAGAUUAGACCGGCUCCAUUCCAAGGUCUUUUCCCCCCAAGCACCAAUGCUUCAACAUGUCCCCAACACCCCGCCACCUGAGUCUUUCCGCAUGUGAGCUUGCAACCGCCCCAAAUUUAGAUUAAGAUCCAGCCAAAGUUAUAUAGAUCAAAAAGGUAGAAUCAGCCCCAUGAGAUUGAGAAUUCAGCUCGAGACCCUGUUCACUAAAAUUCUAGACUCUUGGAAUUUCCGAGCAAUGACCGAUAUUUGAUUCAGAUUCGAACCAGUGCCUGCUGUUUGGUCUUGAAGUCUGCAUGCAGUCCCAUAGAACAAGCGCAAGAGCCUGCCUGAUGCCAAAAACCACCUCCAUGCAAUAUCUUUCUGGCAAAAUUGUGAUGGUCAGUAGGGGGAAUCCCCAACAAAUGAUGACCUUAUUUCAGGUUGGUAAGUCAUCAUUCAGCCAGAUCUUUCCCUGAUCAAAGUCGCUUGGAACUCCCGAUUUGAAGGGACCCUGCGGACCAUCAUAGCGGCCAAUGAACAUCCUCUCGUAGAAGUGUUUGCUUCAACUGUUUUGUUUGCAAAUCAUGGUGCCAAGAUGUCAUAAGAUGUCCCAAACAAUGUUGCAGCUGCCCUGAUUUUUUGGGGAAGAAAUGGUAAGAAAGUCUGAUUUUACAACGUAGUACGCCACUCCCGAGAACAAUGCCGGAUCGAUAUACGAUGCCAUUUCUUCUGGCUGAAUUUGAAGCAUGGCCACCCUAUUCCUGCACACAGGAGUGCAUUGUGAGUUUUGUGCCUGCAUAAAGUGCUUCGUUUUCAAGGCGACAGAGUCCUAUCAUGUCCAUCUAAAUCCCUGUGUUUGGUUUCGUAAUGAUUUUUCUUUCAACCUUUGCGCCACGAUCACUGGUGGCUUCGCCUAUGUUUGGACUCCAUGGAACUCAGCCUUGGCCCAUUGCCUCCGAACCUGGAACGUGAUCAGCUAGUCACUGUAGUCAGAAGCGAGCGGUUGCAAGAGUCGUAGGAUGUCGUAGGAUGUCGUAGGUGCGUCCUGCAUAGGCCGCCGCACGGCCACACGACAUUGAUGGUGUUCCGCGCGUGGCUGUGACAAAGCGGAUGCAGAGGCCCCAGUUGCCGAGGGGGACGGCUUGAUGCUUCAACUCCCAAGCUGCGAGUGCUGAUUCCAGCACCCAGGGCUGUGGUGAUUGCGCAAUUCCAGGUACAGGCAGCCCAUGAGCCUCGCAAAGCGCGUGGUUAGGCGCGUCCACGCCUUUUUCUCUGUCCUGGAGUAAGUUGGCAAGCGAGAGAUCUUCCGCAAGCGACUGCGAACUUUUUCACGCUUUCCUGAGACUCAACAGUUUUCAACAGAACCCGAAGCUCGGGCCCAUGUUGCAUUUCCAGGGCCGGGCGUGCAAGUGAUGCAAGUGCAAGUGCGUGAGCUGAAGUGAUCCUGCCAUGCCACCAUGGAUGCCACCAUGGCACGAGAUGCAGGUGCGAGAUGCAUAUUUUUGUUGCUUGUUCGAGAGGCGCACAUGUUGGGAAUACCAUGGAAUAUCAUGGGAUUUCUAAGCUUUCGUUGGGUCCAAUCACUGAAGCAUGGCCAGGUUCACACCUCCGCAGAGUUGUCCAUGUUCAGUUUUGCGCCAGCAUCAGCAUCACAGAUUUCCACACCUCAAGGUUUUAGAAUUGUGGUCACUAGCAUCCGCUUUGAACCCUACAUUCGAUUAUUCACCUUGCCGCACACUGCAUUCUUCAUAGAAGCAUUGAAAGAGGAUGCGCCGAUGGCAUCCACUGCACAUUUCGGGCUUCGAAAUGGCAAACAAUCUCCCAAGAUCCCCGACCUUCGUGUGACCCGCUGAUUGCUCCAUCGACAAUGCAAAUUUUUCCAAGCUGUGCAAGCGCCGGGGCCACAUGACUUGACCUUGACCAUCACAGCGGUACCGCUAAGCCGCUAAGCGUGCCCGCCUGGGAUCUUUGGCCGCUCGUCGACGCGGCGUUAAAAGAAA